AUGCAGAGCCUCGGCAAGGAAAACCACAGCUGUGUGUCCGAGUUCAUCCUCCUCGGCUUCUCCAGUGAGACGCAGGUCGGAAUGGCCAUGUUUGCCCUCUUCCUACUCCUCUACCUCACCAUCCUUGUGGGCAACGGACUCAUCGUCAUGCUGAUCUACCUGGACUCACACCUCCACACGCCCAUGUGCCUUUUUCUCAGCGUCCUCUCUCUGGUGGACAUGAGCUAUGUCACUACCACUGUGCCCCAGAUGUUGGUUAAUAUGGUGUGUCCACAGAGGACCAUCUCCUGGGGAGCUUGUGCAGCCCAGAUGUUCAUCUUCUUGGUCCUGGGCAUUGCUGAGUGUGUCCUCUAUGCCAUUAUGGCCUAUGACAGGUACGUUGCCAUUUGCUUUCCCCUUCACUAUAUGCUACUCAUGACCCGUUCCAUUUGUGUCAAGAUGGUCAUUGUCUGUUGGUCCAUUAGCAUAGCUGGGGCCCUGAUCUACACUGUCUUCACCAUGCAUCUGCCUUAUUGUGGCCCCUACAAGAUAAACCACUUCUUCUGUGAGGUCCCUGCUGUCCUGAAGUUGGCCUGUGCAGACACAUCUUUUAAUGACAGGCUGGACUUCAUCUUGGGUUUCAUCCUGCUUUUGGUCCCACUCUCCCUCAUCCUGGCCUCUUACGUCCUCAUCUUUGCCUCCAUCUUCAGAGUCCGCUCAGCGCAGGGGAGGCUCAAGUCCUUCUCCACGUGUGCUUCACACGUCACUGUGGUUACCAUGUUCUAUGGGCCGGCCAUCAUCAUGUACAUGAGGCCCGGUUCUUGGUAUGACCCAGAGCGGGACAAGAAGCUAGCGCUGUUCUACAAUGUUGUCUCUGCCUUCUUCAAUCCCAUCAUCUACAGCCUCAGGAACAAGGAUGUAAAGGAGGCCUUUUUGAAAAUAUUCAGAGUCAGAAGGACAGCUUAAUGACUCAGGAUGUUUCAGAGUUGUCCAUAGUCAUACACAGACUGGAUGGGCUCAUUUGGUACCACACAGGUACCUCAGUUCUGACCAACCUGAGUCUCCCUGCAGCUGUGAGCAGCCAGAAGAGGGUAUGGCCAGCCCUAACCUGAAAGUCUAUCAUUGAUUGGAAAAUGUUCAGCUCCCAUCACCCAAAGACUCAGUUGAGUAUUGAAGGCAAAGGAUUUCUUUACAACGACUAUGUCCUUGUGGUUCGUGGCCAUUGCUUUUGUGCUUUUCCUGAGUUCUCUCCUUACCUCUGGAAGUUUAUGUCAGUUCUGCAUGAUGGCAGUCACAUGUUUAAUAUGCACACAUGCUCUUUCAGAGUGUGAAAAUGACACAAAGAGUCAUUUGGGGUAAAAAUUACAUAAAGAGCAGCAGAUUAUGCAGGGACACAGUCUUUCAUUACUGUCUUACAAACGCAAGUAAUAUUUAGCAUUGCUUUUUGCACUAGGUGCUUAUAAAAUCAGAGCUAGAAUUAUUUUAGACAUAUAUGUGUAACAAUAUGGCUAAUAACUAGUCUAGUCUGGUCUGGGCUCAGCUUGUAGAAUUGAUUCUUACCUGAUCAGUUUAAAAUUCACAUUUUCAAUCUCAUUUUUUUUUUGGGGCAAAAGAUUUGAAUAGACAUUUCUCAA
This is a messenger RNA of Cebus imitator (Panamanian white-faced capuchin), 1613 nucleotides long. Its product is annotated as olfactory receptor 2G3-like. Gene Ontology annotation, cellular component: membrane. Gene Ontology annotation, biological process: G protein-coupled receptor signaling pathway. The record is from RefSeq and is a predicted model, not a curated record. Gene Ontology annotation, molecular function: G protein-coupled receptor activity; olfactory receptor activity. The coding region runs from base 1 to 945 and encodes 314 amino acids. NCBI's taxonomy places the organism in Eukaryota, Metazoa, Chordata, Mammalia, Primates, Cebidae. The transcript has a single exon.